AUGUUGCUGCCGGUGGGUCGACCCUGCGCGGAAGCGUUUGCCAGGCCCUUGGGCCCGCUGCUCAGAGCUUCCGCGCCUUCACGGACCGCGCCUGCCCGAGCGCCGCGGCAGGCGCCUUGGGCCCGGCUGCAAGCCGCGCCCUGCGCGCGGCUGUUGUGCCUUCUAGUGCUGUGGUCCGCGGCUUUGGGCCUCGGCCGGAGCUUUCUCUUCACCUCGUCCCUGGUGUCGCGUCUGAUGCUCGGAGUCUUCGGGCUCAUCUUCGCCUCGUUGGCGCGGCAGGCGGAUGGGCUCAUGGGCGUUCACGGCAUCUCGCCCCUGAGAAGAACGAAGUUCUUUGGGCGCCCCGGUCGCCUCGCGAAGAUCUGCAGCUUGGUGGCUUUGGCUGGCGCCUGCCUGCCGUGCGGCAGAUGGGGCGGUGGAUUUGCGGCCGUGGCAUUGCUUGCGCUCUCGCAGGUCUAUCGCGUGUUCCUGAAGGCAGAGUUCCUGCGUUUCCAGUGGGACACCCUGGCCGUGGAGGCCGGCUUUUGGGCGGCGCUGGCGGCUCUGCCGCCCGUGAUCGGUGCCGCUUCGGCGUCCGCUCGGAUCUGCGGAGCUCUGUGCAUGCACAGCCUACAGCAGCUGGGCUUCAAGCUGAUGUGGGGCUCCUGCCUCUGCAAGCUGAUGUCGGGGUGCCCAGAGUGGAGCUCGGGCCGUGCGAUGCAGCACCACCAUCGCACCACCUGCCUCCCCAAGCCAAUGGCACGCAGGCUGCACCUGCUCUCAGUGCGGUCUUUGCGGAUCUCUGCGAUACAGGGCCUGAUGACCCUGUGGGUCGAGGGCCCUCUCUCCUUGCUGGCGCUUCUGGGCUGGCCGUUCGGCCGAGCGGUGUGCGCCGUGCUGUGGUGCGGCUUGAUGCUGGGAAUUGCGGUAUCCGGGAACUACGGAUUCUUCAAUAUCCUCACUUGCGUCAUCGCCCUCGCGCUGCUGGACGACACCCAGCUAGGCCAAGCAACGGCCACACCCUUAUGGCAAUUUGGCAUGAUGGACGUUCCCUUGCUGACCCUCACAGCUGGUGCUUGGCUACUCUACACUGCGGCCACCUGGGCAGCUCUCUUCGAGAUUUGUGGCGCGCAAGCGCCUUCUUGGUGCGCGUCCGCGGAGCGCUGGUUGAAGCAUCGGCGACUGGCGAACCGCUACGGCCUCUUCGCGCGGAUGACCACCACCAGGGAUGAGGUGGUCAUCCGGGAGCUGCACGAGCUACCCGAAGAGCUGGGGGAGCAGGCGGCAAGGGAUGGCCUGGCGAGGAAGGAGGGCAAGAAGUUCUGGGUGGAGCUGGCCUUGCCCUACAAGCCGGGGCCUUUGAACCGAAAGCCGCCCAGCCUCUGGACCCACAUGCCGCGACUGGAUUGGCAGCUCUGGUUCGUGUCGCUGGCUUGGGCGCGGGGCCAGAAGCCCGCCUGGUUCCGCCGGUUCCUGAAACUUCUGAGGGACAGGCAGCCGGAGGUGGUGGCCUUGGUGGAGCAUAAAGCCCAGCACCCGGUGCAGAGCUACGUCUUGAGGAGGGCGCCGGAGCGAGUGCGGGUCACACUGGAGGACUACGAGUACAGCAACACUUCCGAGUCCGGCGAGUGGGAGUGCGGGCGCUGGUGGUGCCGACGGUCUUCGCCCAACAUGCCGCGGGAGGAUCCUUGGAACAUCUUCGAGCGAAUGUUGAGGUGA
Molecule: messenger RNA, 1698 nt
Organism: Effrenium voratum
Lineage: Eukaryota; Dinophyceae; Suessiales; Symbiodiniaceae
Source: the annotation of a GenBank genome assembly